Messenger RNA from Cuscuta campestris, 4418 nucleotides. The record is from the annotation of a GenBank genome assembly. NCBI's taxonomy places the organism in Eukaryota, Viridiplantae, Streptophyta, Magnoliopsida, Solanales, Convolvulaceae.
GGCAAACACAGCCUUCCCACUUAUUUUACCAGUCCCGUCUUCUUUCACUCUUCCAGUUCUCCCCGAAAUUCGCUGGCAGGGCUUCAUCGACACCAAAAACCCUAGUAAUAUCUUACUGCUGAUCAUGUUUUUCAAUUCUCGUGCUUCUCUGUGAAUUCUUCGAUCAAUCUCUGGAACUGUUCUAGCCACUUUAAGUUUUCCUGCACAGUUGUAUGUGCCUUGGCCCUUGAGAACCGAUAACAUACCUCUGAGUUGAUAUGGGUUUUGAUAUUGAGUGCAUAAUUGACAUCCACACUUAUCCUGGAGAGUAUUUCUGUCCAGUUUGCCGUACUCUCGUAUACCCAAAUGAAGCACUCCAAUCACAAUGCACUCAUCUCUAUUGCAAAGCUUGUUUGGCACAUGUUUCUAAUGGGGACAAGGCAUGUCCAUAUGAUGGGUAUUUAGUUCUCGAAGCACAUUCCAAGCCUCUCAUUGAAACAAACAAGGUUCUUGCCGAGAAUAUAGGAAAAGUCAAAGUGCGCUGUCUGUUUCAUAAAAGCGGAUGUACAUGGGAGGGAAUUUUAUCUGAAUGUACCUCACAUUCUUCUGGUUGUGCUUUUGGGAAUUCCCCAGUUAUAUGCAACAGAUGUGGAGUGCAAAUUGUGCAUCGGCAAGGUGUAUAUCCAUCACAGCAGGUUGCAGAAGUUAAUUCUGUCUCUCAAUCAGGAGCACCAGCUACACCUGCAACUACUGCUGCUGCCGGUGUUGACCCAAAUAAACAAGCUGCUCAACCUAUAUCAUCAGCUUCUCAGGUUCAGAAUCCACAGGUUAAUGCUGCUCCUGUGGUUCCUGGGCAAGAUCUCAACCAGCAAGCUAAUGUCAAUUCCCAGGCUCCACUUGCUGUGGCAACUUCUGAACAAUGGUACCAACAACAGUAUCAGCAAUACUAUCAGCAGUAUGCUGGAUAUGACCCUUACCAGCAAUCUUAUCAACAGUACUAUCCCUACCAACAACAAGGUGUGCAACAAUAUCAGCAAUACCCAUCACAUGCUCAAGGGCAAACCCAGCCUCAAGUGUAUACCCAACCUCAGCCCCAGGCUCAACCACAAUCUUUUCCCCAGGUGCAACCUCAACCAACUGCCCAAUCUCAGCCUCAAGCCCUGGCUCAACCACAAGUGCAAGUGCAACCCCAUCUACCCAUUCAACCCUCAACAACACAACAUCAGAACCAAAAUCAAACCAACCAACAACAAUUACUUCAGCCUCAUGUACAAUCACAUGCACAAGUUCUACCGCAUUCUUAUCCACCCUCUCUAGGUCAGCCACCUCAGACCUACCCAGUGCAGCCACAUCCACAAGGACUGCAACACGUGCAGGUCCCUCCUUACCAACAGCCUUCUGCACAAAUGCCUAAUGCACAGCCUCCUCUGGCCUUACCACAUCAAAAUUCACACCUUCAACCACAACCUAGUGUGCACCCUCCUCAGCCUAGCCAGCCUGUUGUUCCCAUUGCCCAGCAUCAGAACCCACUUCAAGCACCUCAUGCACUCACAGGGCACCAAUCCUACCCACAAAUUCAACACCAAACCCCUGUGGGAUCUGUGGCAAGUGGGUCUUUCCCUUCUGUCCACACCCAAAAUCAGGCUAUGCAGCAACAGCCUAUGAUGCGCCCUCCGCCGGCUCCUAGUUCAAAUCAACAACAUGGUAUGCUGCCUCCUCAAGGUCAAUUCGUUUCUCACCAAUCCCUGCAUCACUCCAACAGUCAAUAUCCAAGCCUUCCAGUUCAAUCACAUCUUCCUCAGGCAACACAACAACCGGUGUCUCAGCAGUAUCCACAGCACCCAUUUUCUGGUCCAUAUCCAAGUCAGUCACAGCAGCACGGUCCAUCCUUGCAACAACAACCGUCUCACAUACAUCAUUCAGGUCCUCAGCAUAUGGCACUUCAAACUUCUCAUGCCCCUGUCCAGUCACAUCCAAAUGCCGCCUUAGGUCCCGGUCCCGUUCCUGGUAUGAAUCCUCAACCGCCUCAAAAUUAUUUUGGAAGAGCAGUGCCUCUUGCACCUAGCGGAUCUGGUGCUGCACCUCCAGUUCUUACUGUGCCGCAUGGCUUAAACCAAUUGCAAGUUUCCAUAGAUCAAAAGAAAUCUGUAGCACUCGAGGGGCAAGUUGUUCCCUCAUCUGCAAAGCCUGAACACACUGCAGAAGCCACAAUAAUAUCCCGAAACAAUGCUGACAAGGAUUCCAGUGUUAUUGGAACUGAAUCCUUUGAAACUAAGGCUGCAAAACUGGAAACAGGCCCUGGCAGCGAACAAGGUUCCAUGAAGGAGUGCGCUAAAAGUGAUCAAGCUGAUAAAGGAAAUUCUAAUGACCCUGUACUGAUGCAAACUGUUAAGGAAGAACGUAGUGAGAAUGCUUUGGCGCAGUCAUCUGGUGCAAAAUCAGCUGAUACUGAAGGCGUGAUAGAGAGAGCCUCAUCUGGUAGAGUGCCUGAUCAUUUUCAUCAACAUAGAAGUUUUGAAGUACAGUCCAACACUUCUAAGGGAUUCCCUUCAAGUGCUUUACCUUUUGGCUCAGUUGGAAUUCGAGAUGGUAUGGGAGGAGCACAACCAUCUGGACCUGAAGGUCACUUUGUUCCACAUCAUGCCCCUGUAAAUGUUUCUGAAAAUCACUUUGGGCAGCAGCAUCCUGCUAAUAGGUUGGAAGCUGAAAUGUUUCAUAAAAGAAGAAUGAGUGGCUUUGAUAGAGGCCUUCCGCAUCACAAGGAAUCUUCUCAUGGUGAGAGGUUGAAAAUGUCAGUUCCGGAUCACUCGGGAACUUUGUCAGCAGAACCUCAUUGGCCACAUGAUCAAGCUGGACUGGGUCCAUUUGACAAAGGGCCGGGUGGCUUUGGCUAUGAUGGUAAUGCUGUUGCACCAUCAAGGUUAUUACCCUCAUAUCGCCCUCCUGGUGCUCCGUACAUUAAUGAUGGUGCAGAGAGAGUAGUUCGACAUAGUCUUCUUAAUGGAGAGAGAAGAAAUGCUGAUUUUCAACAUAGGCAUACCGAUUUUCCGGGACCAGGAUUUGGUCGUGGGCACAUGGAUCACUUUGCUCCUAGAAGUCCUCCUAGAGAGUAUUUUGGCAUGCCGCCCCGUGGGUAUCUUCCUCAUGGUCAUGCCGGUUUUGAUGAUAUGGAUGGCAGAGGACCACAUAUGUUUCCCGGAGGGUCUAGACCUUUCAGACAUCCUUCUAAUCCAGUCAGGGACUCAUUUCCCGAUGACAGGUUCCUUCCUCUGCAUCGUCACCCACGGGGAGACUUGGUUGAUGAUCAUAUUCGAGCUGGUCAUCCACACAACUUCAGAGGUGAAGUAUUUGGGAAUGAUCUACCUAAUCAUUUAAGAGGGGCUGAUCCUUUGGGGCGCCGCAAUAUGCAUGCUGGAGAGCCUGUUGGUUUUGGUCCAUUUGCAGGGCCUGGAAGUUUGCCUCGUAUACCUUUUGGUGAAUCAUUUGGAGGAAACAAGACAGCUUUUCCACGACCUGGGGAGCCUGGUUUUAGGAGCAGAUAUUCCCUACAAGGAGUCUCUAAUGAACGAACACAUAUGGAAAGGUGAUGGUGAGCCCUUUGAAAGAUCAAGGAAUAUGAUUUCUUUGAGCAUGGGCUGGUGCCGCAUUUGCAAGGUUGAUUGUGAAACCGUGGAUGGCCUGGAUAUGCAUUCACAAACAAGAGAGCACCAAAAUAUGGCUAUGGAUAUGGUUAGAAGUAUCAAGGAGCAAAACAAAAAGAGACAAAAGAGUCAUGCAGCAGUUGAAGAUGGAGGGAAGAUAAAAAAUGAUGCUUCUGAGGGCGUUGCUAUCAAACCUUGAAUCUAACGGCUUGUUGCAAGGAUUUUAAGUUUUCAUUUCAGGUUGCUGCCCUCUCUCAGGCUUUCAGGAGACGGUGUUGGAAAAUUGGAAGUCAAGUCCUGUGGCAGUUAAGUUUGUCUUGUUUACAGCUUUGAGAUCCUUUCUUAUGUUGGGCAAAUUUUGGCAGUUUAUUAAUGAUGACUAGUUAAGCUGUACUGCCCUUUUGCUGAUGGGAUUCGAGAUCAUAUUAUGAGACAAUGUGUUUAUUUUAUAUAAGUUUUUCUAGAUGAAUUUUGAAGAGUGAAAAUUACUGUGCUACAGCCAAGCUGGUCGUAUUUGCGGACCAAUGUACCCUAUUGGUCUAUUCACAAAAGGAGAUGGGAAAAAGUUUAGUUGGAUGCCAAAAUCUUUUCGAUUGAACCUGCCUUUUUUUGGGCGACGCUGAAAAGAGGAAGGAUGCUUUCCACAGAGAAAACUGACAUUUUUUGUUUGGUGGUAAGGAGAAAAAAUGCAAACAGGAGGCAGUUUAAAAUGGGACAGAGGGAGUAACAUUGUACAAUCAUUUCAAUUCAAGAGUAUUUUUUAUAUUGAUAAAACGUCAAUAAGAACUUUUGAAGUCU